Molecule: messenger RNA, 933 nt
Organism: Purpureocillium takamizusanense
Lineage: Eukaryota; Fungi; Ascomycota; Sordariomycetes; Hypocreales; Ophiocordycipitaceae
Exons: 1
Coding region: 1-933 (310 amino acids)
Source: RefSeq, a predicted model, not a curated record
AUGCAGUGCCCAUGCUUCCCACUCAUCGUCGGUCAAGUCGGUCAGUCAGUCAUCCAUCCAUCCCACUUCACAUUAGUAUAUGCUCCGCGGACGCCUGCCUCCUGCCCUUUAAUACCUGCUUUGGUGCCGCCGCCGCUCAGCUUCCUCCCUAUCGCGCAUCCAUCAGCCAACGCUGCUCGUGACCCGACAUCCCGCCGCCAGCCUCCUAGCUCGCUGGAAUCGUCGGCGCUCGCCAUCAAAAGGCCAGCCUACAGUACAUCUUUUUCACCCCAUCAGAGCACAGACUCGCUCGCUACGUCGACUGUUCCUCCACUCAUCUUGCCACGCCGCCUGAAGAAACACCCACCAUCGACGACGACAGCAGCAGUAGCAGCAGCAACCGCCCACAACAAAAAGGCCCUGACAGGACAAGACGCAAAACCCCCCCGCCACGUGUGGAGGCAGCCAUCAGGCUCGGGGCGACGCGGACCCAACGAGGACCCCUGCCGUCCGCCCGCCACACCCUGGCCGUUGACGGGGUUGAGGUUGUUACUGAAGACUGUUCCCCUCCCCCAAUCUAGACAACGCCGAUCCGCGAGCGACCGACCCCCAGGGGAACUCAACCGUCCGGUUCACGUAGACGCAGGCUGCCAACGCCAUCUCCUUCGCCGCACCGACGACCCUCGGAUAGCCUCGCUCGCCUUCCACGCGAUAGGCACCCUCGAACUUCGGCUCGUACCUGCCACUGUUUGCUGCCCGCCCCUCGCGAAGGCCAUCGACCCAUCCGUGUCCUCUCGGCCGAUCGCGACACCACAUAUCCGCUCACCUAAUCCCCGCGCUUCCCUCGUCCACGAGACGCCGACGACCCAGCGCGCGGCGAUUGACACCCCUGACCACCGUCCUCGUUGCGAAACGGACCCCACGGCCCGUGGUCGUGCGAGCGCCAACACGUAG